UACCCGGAAAAACAUGGAAACCACAUGAGUGUAGAAACUAGCGCUACACAAGGAGCUGCCGGGCAGGAUUGAGAAAACAGAUGAGAAUUAUAUCUAGGUAGGACCAUGAGGCUUCACAGCCAUCGGUCUGGACGAGCUGCGAGGAAGAGGAGGCAGAAACAAGAUAGUGCCGCCCAGUCAGUCUCUCUGUGUCACCAGCCGCAGUAUGUCAGGCUGAUGAAAUUUCUUCACAGACGGGGAUUUACCUCAACGCUGCUGCAGCCAGCCUUCUUCAAUGACACAGGCAGAGGGCUGCAAGCUCUCAAGACCAUAAAGCCUGGACAGCUGGUCAUUUCUCUACCAGAGUCCUGUCUCCUCACAACCUCAACUGUUCUGGACAGCUACUUGGGGCAGUAUAUCAAGUGCUGGAAGCCCCGCCUCUCUCCCCUGCUGGCGCUCUGUGUCUUCCUGGUGUGUGAGCGGCACCGAGGUGAGGCCUCUGAUUGGUUCCCCUACAUCGAUGUGCUGCCCGCCACUUAUACCUGCCCUGCCUAUUUCACCGAUGAUGUCAUGGCCGUUCUGCCAACCAGUGUGCGGAGACGGGCUUUAGAGCAGAGGGAGGCGGUGCGAGAAAUCCACUCCGUUAAUCAAGACUUUUUCAGAUCCCUGCAGCCACUCCUGAAUCAGCCCGUGGAGGAGGUGUUGACAUAUGAAGCGUUGAGGUGGGCGUGGUGUAGCGUCAACACGCGCUCUGUCUUCAUGUCCCACCCAUCCAACAACUUCCUGUUUGGACAGGAUGUUCAUGCUUUAGCUCCCUUCCUGGACCUGCUCAAUCACCGCCCUGACGUGCAGGUCAAAGCAAGUUUCAAUGACGUGACGAGAUGUUAUGAAAUCAGGAGCGUAUCCGGGACACUCCGCUACCAGCAGGCCUUCAUUAACUACGGCUCCCAUGAUAGCCAGCGCCUGAUGCUAGAGUAUGGAUUUGUCGCCCCCUGCAACCCCAACAGUGUGGUCUAUGUGGAUACAGAUCUCCUCUGUGACGUUUUAAGAGGUGACAGGAGUUUGGAUCAGAAGAUCAAGUUUCUCAGAGAGAACAAUUUCCUUCAUAACCUGACUGUGUCCAGUGAAGGUCCCAGCUGGAGGCUGAUGACGGCUCUCAGAUUGUUGUCACUGCCACAAACACUUUAUCACCACUGGAAGGCAGUGUUGCUCGGGCAGACGAUGUCUGAAGAAACAGAGGCAUGGAGCAUCCAGACAGCUCAGACUCUCUGUCAGCGACUACUACAAGACACACACACAGCUCUGGAUAAGAUCUCUCACCUCCUCCAGCAGUGUGACCAGUCAGUCAGGGAGCAGCUAGAUGUGGUCAAGUCACUGCGACAGGAGGAGAGGUGCAUCCUGGGAAGCUGACUUGAGGCACUGGGAAGCAUGUCGGGACAGCCAGAUGAACUGUUGUCAUGCCAACCUGAUGAUGACGCAGUGAGCUGACAUCCGAUUGGUACCCUGGCCUGCCAGUUGCUACAAGAAGCAAGGUUACUGGCUGAGCUGGUGAUGCUGGACAAUCUCCAUGUCCCUGCUCUGCUUGUCAGCGAGUACAGCUGACAAAAGCUGCAGGAUUGCCUAAUGUCCUGUAACCAGAGGGUCAAAAGUCUGAUUCCAGGUAUGCUGAAAGAGCCUGCACUGUUAAAACGGCCCAGAGAAGGACAGAGAGGGUCUCAUCACCACCAUUUAUUAAGCCAAGGAAAGGUUAAAUAUACAGUGCGCUAAUAUGACUGUAAAACUAUCCUUGUAACCUUUUGGACUCUUGUGAGACAGAAAAUGGUGACAAUGUUUUUAUUGUAAUUUUAGGAAAUAAGUUAUAUUCUAAUUAGAAGUAACAGUACAGCUCCAUUCAGGAGUUUUGUUUGAGAUUCAAGUAAU
Messenger RNA from Epinephelus moara (kelp grouper), 1899 nucleotides. It is a transcript of the gene setd4, whose product is annotated as SET domain containing 4. The record is from RefSeq and is a predicted model, not a curated record. Lineage: Eukaryota; Metazoa; Chordata; Actinopteri; Perciformes; Serranidae. The transcript has 13 exons. Gene Ontology annotation, biological process: positive regulation of transcription by RNA polymerase II; peptidyl-lysine monomethylation; peptidyl-lysine trimethylation. The coding region runs from base 106 to 1389 and encodes 427 amino acids. Gene Ontology annotation, molecular function: protein binding; transcription coactivator activity; histone H3K36 methyltransferase activity.